GACCAGCCGUUUGUACGGCUACAUGCACGGAUGACACUUUCCAUUCCACCAAAAUUUGCGAACAACCCCAAGAAGGGUGCUGAGGAGAUGCUCGAUGCCCUGGUAAUGAGAUACUCCCCAACACUGGAAGGCAUCCUCCUCGCACACACCCAGCUCCAGUUUCUCUGCCCUACCGCUCUUCUUAUUGCUGAUUCCCCCUUUUCCGCUGCGAACGUGUCGUUCGUUGCUCUCGUCUGGCGACCGAGGAUCGGCAUGCGCCUGCGCGGCUCCGUCUCCCUCUGCGGCCCGGAUCACAUUGGGCUCAUCCUAGAGCGAACGUGGAACUGCAGCAUCCCGAAGUGGGGACUGGAUGAAGGGGUGUGGGAGUACGUUGCUGGUACUGGUGCGGAGGGAGAGGAGGGAGCAGAGAGCACGGACAGCGGGUGGUGGAAGACGAGGAUGAGUGGGGAGCCGCUAGGCGGAGAGAACAAGACUGUGGAUUUCACUGUUGUUGGAAUGACAAUAGCAAACCAGAUGCUCUCGCUCACGGGAUCCCUCCUUACUGACCCUCUUAACCCUGCCAACCUCCCC
Molecule: messenger RNA, 570 nt
Organism: Dacryopinax primogenitus
Lineage: Eukaryota; Fungi; Basidiomycota; Dacrymycetes; Dacrymycetales; Dacrymycetaceae
Exons: 3
Biological process (GO): DNA-templated transcription initiation
Cellular component (GO): RNA polymerase I complex
Source: RefSeq, a predicted model, not a curated record